CGCUCUCUUAUAAUGGCGCCGCCUAAACGCGCAGUCUUUUCCCUCAACGUUGAUUCCAACGCCGAACAUCUCUACGAACGCAUCAAACACCAGAAUCAAGACGGAAAGAAUACAUUGAAAGUCGUAGAGAGAGCAGAGCCUACAAGUGGGAAUACGAAGGUCGAGAUUCUGACUAGGCCGUUCGAGCGCACUGUUGAGAGGACUGUUGGACGGGUUCUUAACGGGAGGGUUGUUCGAGAGACUGAGACUUCUGGGAACAAGCGUAAGAAGAGGGAUAUAGAAAAGGAGUACGAUACGAGCGAGCUGUAAACACCACCUCCACAUCCAUUUGCCAUCUCAGCUUCUCGAUUUACCCCGCAGACUAUAGAAAUGGCAGCGGACGGCCCCCCCGGUCAAAAACCCUUCCGCAUUGCCAUCGGGUGCGACGACGCCGGCGUCUCGUACAAAAAGGCCAUUAUCAAAGACCUUGAAGCGGACCCCAGGGUGGACACAAUCAGUGACGUCGGGGUUCCCGAAACCCACGACAAGACAGCCUACCCGCACAUCGCCGUCGACGCUGCACAGCUUAUUGCAGCCGGGAAGUGCGACCGCGCUAUCUUAAUCUGUGGGACGGGUAUGGGUGUUGCAAUCUCCGCGAAUAAGGUGCCCGGGAUUAGGGCUGUCACAGCGCAUGAUAGUUUCUCCGUGGAGAGGGCAAUUAUGAGUAAUGAUGCCCAGGUGCUGUGUAUGGGAGAGAGAGUGAUUGGAAUCGAACUUGCGAGGCGAUUGGCGAAGGAAUGGUUGGGUUAUAGGUUUGAUCCGAAGAGUGCGAGUGCGGCGAAAGUACAAGCGAUUAUGGAACACGAGGAGAAGAAUUAUAAGGCUUUGAAUGGGAGUCAGGGGGCCGCGUGUUAGGUCUGAGCGAGCAUUCUGUAACUUUUGGAUGGCGGGUUGAGAUUGAAAGUAACACAUAUUGAUUGGUGUAAGGGAGAUAAAGCAGAACAGCA
Messenger RNA from Lindgomyces ingoldianus, 986 nucleotides. Its product is annotated as ribose 5-phosphate isomerase. NCBI's taxonomy places the organism in Eukaryota, Fungi, Ascomycota, Dothideomycetes, Pleosporales, Lindgomycetaceae. The transcript has a single exon. Bases 370 to 894 code for a protein of 174 amino acids. Gene Ontology annotation, cellular component: intracellular anatomical structure. The record is from RefSeq and is a predicted model, not a curated record. Gene Ontology annotation, molecular function: isomerase activity. Gene Ontology annotation, biological process: carbohydrate metabolic process.